Molecule: messenger RNA, 3988 nt
Organism: Nerophis ophidion (straightnose pipefish)
Lineage: Eukaryota; Metazoa; Chordata; Actinopteri; Syngnathiformes; Syngnathidae
Product: microtubule-associated protein 1S-like
Exons: 10
Coding region: 212-3988 (1258 amino acids)
Biological process (GO): dendrite development; microtubule cytoskeleton organization; axonogenesis
Cellular component (GO): microtubule associated complex; microtubule; neuronal cell body
Molecular function (GO): microtubule binding; actin binding
Source: RefSeq, a predicted model, not a curated record
CCUCACGUCCUCACGUCCUCACAUCCUUGCCUCCUCACGUCCUCACAUCCUUGCCUCCUCACGUCCUCACAUCCUUGCCUCCUCAGGUCCUCACAUCCUUGCCUCCUCACAUCGUCACAUCCUUGCCUCCUCACGUCCUCACAUCCUUGCCUCCUCACGUCCUCACAUCCUUGCCUCCUCCCAUUCUGGACUCCAGCAGUGAGCUCCUCUGAUGACGUCACAGGCGGCCACCGACAUGGCGUCCGGCCGGCUGCAGGAGGUGAGCCGCUGCGUGGACUCCAAGCUCCCGCAAGGCAAGAAAUACUCGCUGCUCGUCAUCAUUGGUCGCGCAGCUGCACACGGACAGGCGGGACACGUCUGCCAACGCAUCCAGACAGGAGUUCGCUCGUGGGACGUGGACUUGAAAGACUGCGACCUCCAUGUCUGCCUGCAAGAGUUCCUCUCCCAUCACACGGCCUCCUUCAAGGGUGCAGGACACAGAUGUCUGCGCCACAGCGGCCGAGUGUUGGACAUCAAUAUUGUGAUCGCUCCGUCUGAGGAACAGGCCCACUCAGAGGUGUGCGCUCUGUUGUCGCGUGAAUCCUCUCACAAGCUGCUCAUCUUGGCCGGUCAGAGCGUGGAGGUUAGCGGUGAGCUGGUCUUGAACCGAGGACUCUUCUCCCCCAAACAUCUGACACAAAUCCUGGCCCAGCAGGAUGAAGACCACCUGGUCAGCCUGACUCUGUGCUGCCCCAACAACAACACAUCCCACUGGAAGAAGACUGUGCGGCCCGGUCAGGGUCCGGUCCUUCUUCACGUCAACCCCCCGGAGGUUCUGCCCGCCAUGUCGGUCUUGGCGGACUUCACCUCCCUCAUCUCCGGAACUCUCUGCCCGUCGUCCCCCUUCGACCUCCUGCCUCCCCCAAACACCGUGGGCUUCCUCAAGCUGUCCCGACCCUGCUGCUACGUCUUCCCCGCCGGCCGCGGCGACUGCGCCUUCUUCGCCGUCAACGGCUUCACGAUGCUGCUGGACGGCGGCUCCGACCCGCAGGCGUGCUUCUGGAAGCUGGUCCGCCACCUGGACCGCGUCGAUGCCGUCUUGAUGACGCACGUCGGCACGGAGAACCUCACCGGGCUCAACAGCUUCCUGGAGAGGAAGGUAGCAGAGGCGGAGUUGGCCUCCGAUGUCAAAGAGGACUCAUCCAAGAGGCUCAUCUCCCCAGAGCUUGGAGUUGUGUUCUUUAACGCCCCCAGCAGGUUGCAGGUGGAACAGCAGCCUUGUGUGGACAAUCUACUGAAGAGCACAGACCAGGCAGCGCUCACAGUACACCUGUUGAAAAAGUUAGAUAUCCGACCUCAGCCCAUGUUUCGACCUCAAGCGGUCCCACCCGAGCCAAUAACCCUGUUCCAAAAGAUGGGAGUGGGACAGCUGGACUUAUACAUCCUCAGCCCCUGUAAAAACAGCCAGGAGUACCAGGCGUUCAUGCGACAGUGGCCCGACUUUGCGUCACCUGAAACCCAAUCCCAAGCACUCCCCCUCAACGCUCUAGUCUCAGUGUCUGCUUUGCUGGUGUGGCACCCAGCGUGCCCCCAGGAAAAGGUGGUCCGAGUGCUGUUCCCCGGUGUCACUCCGCAGACUAAACUGCUGCAGGGUCUUGAAAAGCUGAAAACUCUGGCCUUCCUCCAGAAACCCACAGUGACCACCGGCGACCUGGAGAGGUUGGCGGAUGCAAGGAAGUCCAAAAGGGCCGAGAGCCAGGAGAGCAUCCGCUCGCAAGGGAUUGAGGUUACCCCCAAACGUGGAAAAGACGCAAAGGCGAAAUUUGUCAAUGGAGAUGUUGAUAAAGCCAAAAAGCAAAAAGCAUCGGAGAAGAAUGUUUCAAAGAAGGCUAGUGGGAAAGAUGCGAAGAAGGAAGGAAGAACAAGCAGUCGGGAAGAGAAUAUGGUGGUGAGAAAUGGCGCAGGGAAGGAGACAAUCAUCUCCAAACCAAAGAAUGAAAACAGGCUCAAAAAGGAAGCAAGGAAUGACUCUAAAGCAGGGUCCAAGAAGACUAAGAGGCUACCCAGCAAGAAUGUAGAUGUCAAGACCCAAUCAAAACCAGACAAUGAUGUAGCGCUAGAGUUCUCAAAGCCAGAGGACACCUGUGCUCACCAAGAACCUGACAAGACUCGCCGUGUGUCAAAAACUUCAACCCCCGAGGACAUGACUGCUGAUUUUCUGCGCCUUCAGGAGGAAACGGAAAAAGAGGGGGCAGACUCGGCAGAUAAAGGCAAUCAGACUAACGGCAGCCCAAGGAAUGAGAAACGACUUGAAUGUUUGGCUGACCAGAGGGCUGAAAGACCGGUGCAAGACUUGGACCAGUUAGGACUUGGGAAGAGACCCACAAAGAUUGUAGGAUUCCCAUGCCCAUUGAGGGAGACGCCGAAGGACGAGGGAGACAUUAACUUAGACCUGACCCCCACUGAGUACACCCUCCUGGACGGAGCUUUGAAGAACACCCCUCCAUCACGCUCGUCACCGGAGACCCAGGUGCCCAUCAGCCCAGAUGAGAAGACUGUUGCGAAUGCUUCCCCUGGUUCAAGACCCAACAGUGCGGGUCACACUCCUUACUGUCUGUCCCCUGAUGAUGUGUGGUGCAACAGAGACACUCUUAGCAGACUACAAGCCCAGCUUGAACCCACUGAAGUCACCCAGCCUAAGAACCAGCCGAGCAAUGUUGCAGAACCAACCCCCAGAGAGAAACACUUGAGUUUUCUCUCUCUGGGUCCGCUAAAAGACGUACCCUCCGACCCGUCCCCGUCUGUGGCCAACACCACCACCUCCACCCACUCUAUGCCCGCAGAAGUCAGCUCGCCUCAGUCCACAGAAGUCGACGAGUCGCUGUCCAUGUCCUUGGAACAAGGGCCCUCCACGGGUAGUCAGAGAGAGGCGGACGACGGCGUUCAUCACGCUCACCCUAAUGAAGGACACUUAUUUGGGGUGUCUGUACCCCUGAAGAAGCCCUUGAGGUCUUUGGGUCCAGAAAUGGGGCGUCCUCGGGCUCCUAGCACCCUUCACUUUGAGGUGUCUGCGGUUCACGAUGUGGACCUUUGUCUGGUAUCCCCUUGCGAGUUCAAGCAUUCUAAAGCGCCCGACUCCAGCUCGGGUGUCAGCGAAGCCUCCAGAGGCGCAUUUGGACCCCAAAAUCAUAGCGGCACCACAGGCAAAGACAUGUCACCCAGCGAAACAAACGCCCCCGUCUGCAUGGAAGACUGCCCGUCCACCACAGCCGACGGGGUCCUGGACUCCGAGGAAGACGAGUCGUGCGGCGGACCACCACAGCUCCGCAGCGGCCAGGCUCUGCCGCAUGACCCACUUCCUGCCCGGCUCAGGGAUAGUCCGCCCAUGCCUCCUCACCCUGACACCACCAUGCCGGUCCCACUGUCCGACUCUGGCGCUCACGCAAAGAAAGUCAAGUCAAGCGCGGCGCCAGGAAAGACAGCAGCUGGGGUGAUGGAGAGCUCCCAGAGAGCCAGCUCAGGGAAAAGCAAGACAGGAAGUGGCGUCCUGAGGGUCCAAAAGGACAACGCCGCAUCAUCACGUACGUCGUCCUCCGCCAGCCGCCAACCGCCAGCCAAAUCCUCAGCCAGGCCAGAUCCCAAGUCGACCUCCGCUGAGGACGUGAGUGUCUUUGUGGACCUCGCCUACCUUCCAUCGGGAGCUUCGUGCCCCACAGUCAGCGUGGAUUUCUUCAAGAGUGUACACUCGUCCUGUUACAUCAUCAGCGGCGACUGUCCUGAGAGGGAGGAGCUUAUGAGGCCGACGCUGGACGCGCUGCUGGAUGCCAAGUCUUGCUGGCAUCAUGCCAUGCAGGUGACGCUCAUCCCCACCUUGGAGUCGGCCUCCAUGCAGGACUGGUACCAGCAGACCUUGGACAAGCAGAAAGAGCUGGGGAUUGUGGUCCUGGGCUCCAACAGCACCGUGGCCAUGCAGGACGAGACCUUCCCGGCCUGCAAGAUUGAGUUCUGA